This is a messenger RNA of Folsomia candida, 687 nucleotides long. RefSeq names its product transcription initiation factor TFIID subunit 1-like. The coding region runs from base 1 to 687 and encodes 228 amino acids. The record is from RefSeq and is a predicted model, not a curated record. NCBI's taxonomy places the organism in Eukaryota, Metazoa, Arthropoda, Collembola, Entomobryomorpha, Isotomidae. The transcript has a single exon.
AUGCGUACAAACAACAUAUGCCCAGAAGGUGUGUGUAGGGUUGGUGUAUCGGAUACAUCGGUGUAUCGGAGCGGAUCAGAUAAUCAUCGGAGCGGAUCGGAUAAUCAUCGGAGCGGAUCGGAUAAUCAUCGGAGCGGAUCGGAUAAUCAUCGGAGCGGAUCGGAUAAUCAUCGGAGCGGAUCGGAUAAUCAUCGGAGCGGAUCGGAUAAUCAUCGGAGCGGAUCGGAUAAUCAUCGGAGCGGAUCGGAUAAUCAUCAGAGCGGAUCGGAUAAUCAUCGGAGCGGAUCGGAUAAUCAUCAGAGCGGAUCGGAUAAUCAUCGGAGCGGAUCGGAUAAUCAUCAGAGCGGAUCGGAUAAUCAUCGGAGCGGAUCGGAUAAUCAUCGGAGCGGAUCGGAUAAUCAUCGGAGCGGAUCGGAUAAUCAUCGGAGCGGAUCGGAUAAUCAUCGGGGCGGAUCGGAUAAUCAUCGGAGCGGAUCGGAUAAUCAUCGGAGCGGAUCGGAUAAUCAUCGGAGCGGAUCGGAUAAUCAUCAGAGCGGAUCGGAUAAUCAUCGGAGCGGAUCGGAUAAUCAUCAGAGCGGAUCGGAUAAUCAUCGGAGCGGAUCGGAUAAUCAUCGGAGCGGAUCGGAUAAUCAUCGGAGCGGAUCGGAUAAUCAUCAGAGCAUAUCGCAAAUAAAAAUAUCUGAGUAA